Dicentrarchus labrax (European seabass) is the source of this 1862-nucleotide messenger RNA. RefSeq names its product relaxin-3 receptor 1-like. Bases 275 to 1453 code for a protein of 392 amino acids. The transcript is spliced from 2 exons. Gene Ontology annotation, biological process: G protein-coupled receptor signaling pathway; immune response. Gene Ontology annotation, cellular component: membrane. The record is from RefSeq and is a predicted model, not a curated record. NCBI's taxonomy places the organism in Eukaryota, Metazoa, Chordata, Actinopteri, Moronidae. Gene Ontology annotation, molecular function: G protein-coupled receptor activity.
UUCAGGGUGGGUGACAUCCACAUUGUUGUUGUUGUCCGCCUUGGAAGUAAUUCCAUGUUGUGCAGCAGAGCUGUUGGCUACAAGAAGACUAACUGUUGAAAGCUGGAAGUUUACCACAUCCUAUGAGAUUCAGGGAUAGAUGACUGUCAGCUAAUAAACAGACAACCAGAACUUACAUUUUUAGUUCAUUAUUAGCACAAGGAGGAUAGGCGGAAACAGGUCAAAUAAUAGCUGGACAACCUUAACCCUUAACAGGAUUGUUCAGGGUAGCAACAUGUCAGACUCAAAGAGACUUGAGUUCUUCAGCAAUAUCCUGAACUGCAGUGUAGGCUCACCCUGUUAUAACUCCCACCUGAUCUUUCACAACACGAGUAUAGACAGCGGGCUGGAGAUUCUCGAUGACGGAUCCCCCUGGCUGAGAAUACUCAUCUCUGUGGUGUACUUUGUUGUGGCUACAGCUGGAGUGUUGGGGAACUUGUUGGUGAUGUUCCUGCUGUAUUCCACUCACACCAUCACCACGGGCACCAUCAAUUUCUUUGUGUUCAACUUAGCUUUGGCUCACUUGCUGUUCUCCCUGGCCUUGCCAUUUUGGGCCAUAGACAUUGCUCUGGACUACAGCUGGCCUUUUGGCCUGGCCACAUGCAAAGCCGUGUCAUUACUCACAGGGCUCAAUGUCUUUGCGAGCUGCUUUUUCCUGACAGCUAUGAGUGUGACCCGGUACUGCUAUGUGGCCACUGCUCUCAAACCCAGUGCCUCCCUGUGCAGUAGAUCUUGCACUUCUCCAGUGGCCACAGCUUUCAUCUGGACUGCAGCGCUCAUAGCUGCAGCACCCCGAGGUGUGUUUGCUGACCUGACACAUGUGGGCAACGACACAGCAUGCCUGCUUAGAUUUCCAGAUGGUACAGCCUGGCUUGGAAUAAACCAGCUCCUGCGAGUGGUGCUGGGAUUUCUACUGCCCUACGCCACCAUCACCCUCUCCUACCUGCUUCUGAUGCGCUUCCUUUGCCGGCAUAAACUGAAGGGCAGCAACUCUCUGCGAAAAGCUGACAUUUCGAAGUCUGUGGCGGUGGUGGUGCUUUCAUUCUGCGCCUGCUGGUUCCCGUACAAUAUCCUCACACUUUGGAGUGUCCUGGUCCAACUCGACAUCGUUGAUAUCAGCCCCUCGUUCUACUUGGCUCAGACAUACUUUUUCCCUCUGGCCAACUGCUUGGCUUUCACCAGCAGCUGCUUCAACCCUGUCAUCUAUUGCCUGGUGAGAAAAGAAUACCGUGUGGCUCUCCACAAUGUGCUCUUCAAGUUGAGCUUGGCCAUCAUGUCCAAGAUGCCUUAUGGCAUUAAUUCUGAGGAGGGGUCGGGACAAGCUGGGCAGCUGGCCAUUCCACUCAAUACCAUGUACAGCCAAACUGACACAAGGAGUUAUGCACCUCUGUCAGCACUUCCAACAGUUGUGUAAAGCCACAACACAAUGAUCGAACUCUUGACACAAUACUUUAGUGUAACAAGUUUUUAAUGUGAUCUUUUCCUCUAAGGAUGCACAGUAUAUAUUUGAGAUGUGUAAUGAAUAAGCUGCAUCUUAAACACACCUAAGCUUUUGUGGGUCUAUUUUACAGUUGUAUCUGUCUGAAUGGGCUGCACGACUUUAGUCUCAUUCAGUGAAGGCAUAAUACAAGUUUCAACUUCAGUUCUUUUACUAAUUCACUACAAAUUUGAUGUCCCUUCUAUUCGUUUUCUUCUCAGUCUUCUUACUAUUGUUGUAUUAUUAUCAUGAAUUAUUAUACAAUAGUAAGCUAUUGUACAGAUGUUUACUGGUGCAGUUUGGAACAAUUAACAUUCCUGUACUCUAGGUCUGGAUUGUGGUUGUC